Molecule: messenger RNA, 2751 nt
Organism: Cladophialophora yegresii CBS 114405
Lineage: Eukaryota; Fungi; Ascomycota; Eurotiomycetes; Chaetothyriales; Herpotrichiellaceae
Exons: 1
Coding region: 1-2751 (916 amino acids)
Molecular function (GO): protein binding
Source: RefSeq, a predicted model, not a curated record
AUGGCGCCCAAGAAGGGCAAAGAGUCCCUUUUGGAUCUCUGUAACCGCGCCACGACACAAGGCAACAGCAUAUCGGUGCGCAUGCUCGAAUACUUGAGUACCGUCAAGGAACCUCCGCAUGGCUUUCGCGAGCUGGCAAUCAACUUCCUCGACAUCUGCCGUGUGCUUUACUCCAUCGAGGCCGGUCUCUCUGCGGCUUCACGGGCACACAGUCAAUUCCCGAAUGACAUGCAACUGGAGCUGGACAAGAAGUUCCGGCAAACCGCCGAUGACUUCAUCGUUCUCAACCAGAUGCUCGUCAAGUUCCUGGAGUACGAGAAGAAGGGAGGCUUUGGGAAGCUCAAGAAAGGAUGGCAUAUGAUGUUCGCCGACACGGACAUCCACAAGAUGAGAGACUCCCUCGCCAAGAGUCGAGACGCCUUGGGCAUGAGCGCCAUGGUAUUCAGAUGGUACCUUGGGGACGCAAAAGCCGACGAGUCUCUCGGGAUCGGCUACACAGGACUUGCUGCCGUUCUGGAGCGUAUGAGCCCUUCCUCCGUCAGACAAGCAUCGCCAACGGCGGUGAAGCCUGCACUCUCUCCGUCUGCAUUUCCUCCACCAUCUUCCGACAUAGCGACUCAGCUGCCACCAUUGCCAGCGUUGCCGAUGGUGGAGAAAUUGUCACUGUCGGAGAAGAUAUCCGAUUCGAAUCUGCUGGCUCGCCUCGAGCAGGACCCAGACACGUUGUCGGCUCUGCCUGGCAAUUCUAGGCAUAGUUUCAGCCGACCGGCGCCGAGUACCAGGUCCAGCAAAAUGACGGUGAACUCUGCUACAAGAGAUCUUGCUGCGCUCAAGGAUGAAAGCUCGCGGACCGAGACUGCUGUCGAUGACCACUUGUCCGUCAAUACAGCGGAUUCGUUCGCCCAGAUCGAAGACAUGAUCCACGAAAUCGGGCAGGACAAGCCCUCCUCGCCCGGAUCCCGCGUGAAGGCGGAUCCAGCUUCGGUGCCGCGCUGGACUCCCAAGCAGACUUCAGGGGCCAACUCCGCAGCCCUCAAGUCGACAUUGUUGAACGCGGUCCAGCAAAAGAAGCAUAAGCUGGUCGAGCAGCUCCUCGAUUGCGGCGUCUCUCCCGACGGUGAGAACGGGCACAACCUUCUUCGGGAAGCCGUGCUUCAGCGGGAUACUGAGAGCGUCCGACUGCUUUUGCUUUUUGGCGGUGACCCGAAUGGGCUGGACAGGAACAGACACAGCCCUCUUCUGACGGCAACAGAGCUGUCGUUUCUCGACGCCGUUAAGCUGCUCCUCAAGUACGGUGCUGAUCCCAACCUCCCAGCGGGCCCGGAUGCAGAAAGUCCUCUAGCACUUGCCGUCAUCGAGCACAAGUUGGAGUUGGUGAAGCUCUAUCUCACGUAUGGCGGGGAUGCCAACCUGACCACUUCCGACAAUGAUACUCUUCUGCACAAAGCCAUCAACAAAAAGAACCCCAAGCAGCUAGCCGAGCUUCUCAUUGAAUAUGGUGCUGACGUGAACGGCAAGAACGCAGAGGGAGAAACGUCUCUUUUCGCAGCCAUUCAGGCGAAAAGGCUCGAUCUCAUGUUGGUCCUCCUUGACAGCGGAGCCAAUCCUAAUCUGCCAGGUCCAAAGCACCUCUUGUGGCCAUCGACCUAUCAGCCCAAGGCACUUCAACUCCUGCUUUCGCGAGGUGCUGAUACCAAGAAGUGUCCAGGCCUCCUCGAGCUCGCCACCAGUCUCAACAACAUAGAGUCAGUCAAUAUCCUGCUCAAGGCCGGAGUUGACCCCAAUGCCAGGAAGGAUGGCGUUUAUACGCCGCUCUGCUCCGCGAUCCGUGACAACCGCAGCGACCUGGUUUCACUGCUCCUCGCCAAUGGCGCCGACGCCAACGUGAUGGCCUCGGAGUAUCCGGCCUUCAAAUGCGUGACUCAUCAUCGCACGCAUUUCCUUCCACAGCUUCUGGCUGCGGGUGCCAAUCUGAACAAGCCUCGGGGCAUCAUCGAGAAGGCCGUCGCGCAUAACAAUAGGGAUGCGUUCAUGUGGUUACUGGAUCAAAACGUCAGCCCUAAUGACAGGAGUGCCGAAGGUUAUACUCCAUUGACUACAGCGAUUCGUGAUGAUCGCAUCGAAUUCGUCGACCUUCUCCUUGCGAAUGGCGCAGACCCAGGAAUCCGAGGUCAGGAUUGGCCUAUCUGCAUGGCGGUGAAGAGACCGGAGAUUCUUCGCAAGAUCCUACCUGCAAUGCACAAUCCACGAGCGGUCAAAGGUGUCAUGGAAAUGGCAGUGGUCGCCAACCAGCUGGAGAGCAUCAAGCUCCUCUUGAAAGCGGGCAUCAGCGUCGAAGACAAGACCGGCGGUGUCUUCUCGCCGCUGACGACUGCGCUGCGAGAACAAAACAAGGAAAUCGUCCGGUUCUUGGUUUACGAAGCCAACGCCGAUGUCAACGCGCCUGGCGAGCACCUGCCUAUCAUCAAGGCCAUUCGCAGGUGUCCACCCAACGAUACCGAAAUGAUUGAAAUGUUGUUGGACAAGGGGGCGGAUAUCAACUACAUGUACCGCGGCUGGAACGCGGUGCUCCAGGCGGUGGAAUCGGCCGACGCCAAGAUUUUGAAAAUACUUGUCGAGAAAGGGAAUGGUGUUGACCUGCAAGUCCGAGACGACUCGGGCAGAACGGUGAUGGAAAUCGUGGAAGACCGCGGCUGGGACGAAGCCGUCAAUAUCUUGCUCGGUCGAUCGGGAAGCCCGGCGAGUAGAUGA